GAAGGAGGGAGGGAGAAGGAGAGAGAGGGAAAGAGAGAGAGAGAGAGAAAUGAACGGAGAUGGGCACUCUUUCUCACAUCCUAGCUUGUGCAGCAGCAAAGCUGGUGAUACAAAUAUGAGAUGUGGGAGGGACUGGAGGGAUCCUGAGAGGCGGACAGAAGGGGGUUCGGGCUGAUGGUUGUAAGCUGCCUGCUGAGUCCCCAGGAGGACCUGGACAGCUCUCCCUCCUUAGAAAACUAAACCCAAACCAAUUAUUGAGAAAGAAUUCAUUUUCAAAAGAACUGCCAGCUUCUAGAGAGACCUGGAAAAGGAGCAAGGGCCUUUCUCUUUCCGGUUGUCUUUGAUUGUCUCAAAAAUCAGGAAAUUUUGAGGACCCAGAAUUGGAGGAAGAACAUUUUCUUCCCUGUGCCCAGGGGUACUGAGACAUCUUUGAUCCCUAAGAAUCUGUAGCCCAGGAUAUUCUAGUGAUUUGGGGCGUAGGGGGUGGGAUGGAGCGAGGGUGGCAGGCAGGAUCCCUAUCCUAGACAAACCUAGGCUGGGGGAUGCCCCUCACUCCUACUCUCCCUAUGCCCCCAGCAAGCGGAAGAGAAGGCUAGCUAGUCCCUUUCCCCAGUGUCCCUUCAGGGGCCAAGAACAAGCAUCACAUGCUCCAACCAGGCAGGAUGUCUUGGGCAGCUGAAGCAGCAGCAGCAGCAGCAGCCUUCCAAGAAGCUCCUAGUCUAGCCUCGCCUAACCUAGCCACAGAGCCAGAGGGAGAAGCUUGGGCUCAGACUCUCCUCCCAUUUCCCAACCUCCUGGGUUCUCUGGGCAGCAGGCUCUGGCCUGCCCUUCAGCCGGUAAGAGCUGUGAAGAAGCAAGAAUUAUAAACCCAGGCUUGGAGGAGGCAGAGGAGAACUGAGAAACAGGAAAAACAGUUUUCAAAACCUGGGAAGGAGAGUGUUUCUUCUUCUUCGCCUCCCCUGAAAGCGAUGCUAAAUAGUGAACUCUUCUCUCCUACCUACAGAAAACCCUAGAAACAAGUCUUUCCCUUUGGUUCUCUCGUCACCACGCAGAGAGGGACGUUUAGGCACCCUUCCCUUGAGGGAAGGGGUCCAAGCAACGCAGGGGUUAACUUUUCUGAAAACACAAUUAACUUUUUCCUAUCCUGCGUGGGGAGGGGAGGGAUAUAUUUAUUUAAUCACUGGGGGAUGGGGUGGUCUCAAUCCAAAUGCUCCCUCCUCCCUCCAAGACACAGACGCCUCUUUCGCAGAUCCUACGUAGGUGGAACAGGACGCGUUGUGUUGUUGGGGGGAGAGAGAGAGAGAGAGAGAGAAACGAGAAGAAGAAGGAGGAAAAAAAAAAGGUUGAUAGGUUUGUGCGCGGGUCCCUCGCGCGGGCUGCGCUCCUCCUGGGUGCUAUUUGACAAUUCCUGCCUCUGCCAUUGGUCAGUGUUGGAUCAGAUGGUUGUAUUUCCUUCUGGCCCUCACUGGCACCUCGCCAUCCCCCCUCAGCUAAAACCCAAUCUCAGAUAUACUACUAAUAGGCGCGGCGCUCGGACUAUAAAACACAACAAAUCAUAAACCCGGCGGAGCAGCAGCGGCCGAGCGCGCCUCCCCUCCCAAUGAGUUCCUAUUUUGUGAACUCCACCUUCCCCGUCACUCUGGCCAGCGGGCAGGAGUCCUUCCUGGGCCAGCUACCGCUCUACUCGUCGGGCUAUGCGGACCCGCUGAGGCACUACCCCGCGCCCUACGGGCCCGGGCCCGGUCAGGACAAGGGCUUUGCCGCUUCCUCCUAUUACCCGCCCGCGGGCGGCGGCUACGGCCGAGCGGCGCCCUGCGACUACGGGCCGGCGCCGGCCUUCUACCGCGAGAAGGAGUCGGCCUGCGCGCUCUCGGGCGCGGAAGAGCCGCCCCGGUUCCACCCCGAGCCGCGGAAGUCCGACUGUGCGCAGGACAAGAGCGUGUUCGGCGAGGCCGAAGAGCAGAAGUGCUCCACUCCGGUCUACCCGUGGAUGCAGCGGAUGAAUUCGUGCAACAGUUCCUCCUUUGGGCCCAGCGGCCGCCGCGGCCGCCAGACCUACACGCGCUACCAGACCCUGGAGUUGGAGAAGGAGUUUCACUACAAUCGCUACCUGACGCGGCGGCGGCGCAUCGAGAUUGCGCACGCCCUGUGCUUGACCGAGCGGCAGAUCAAGAUCUGGUUCCAGAACCGGCGCAUGAAGUGGAAAAAGGAAAGCAAACUGCUCAGCGCGUCUCAGCUCAGUGCGGAGGAGGAGGAAGAAAAGCCAGCCGAGUGAAGGCGCUGGAAAGGGAGGGGGGACGCCAAGGGAGCGGCCUGCGGGGAGCCGAGGGCAUCCGAGAGCCCCCCCAGAAGGCUCUGCGGGCGGGGGCGGGGUCCCGGGGACCUGCUCUCCAGCGCGCUACAGGCGGGGCCCAGCGCUCUUCUGGAUGCCCCCGCCCCGCAGAGCUCUCACUGGGUGCUGGGAGGCCUUGCCGCCUGAGCCCACCCAGCACCCCGAGCGCCCCCUCCGUCCCUACGGAGCCGCUUCAGCCCCAGCAGGCUCCCCCGUGAGAACUGAGGACCGGACUCACUUGAUAUUUCCUGGAAGCAGAGCAAAUGCUCUGGUCCCUGUCGCGUCUCAUUUCGUCCUUGUUCCCCGUGCACGGUUCAAUGGUAGAUUCGCAGUGCCCUCAGCGGGGGGCCUCGAAGACUCCCUGACCCCAGACCUCUCCUCCCCCCCAAAAGCCACUGGAAGGAGCACAUACUACCUAGAAGUAAGAAGAGGAGCCUCAGAAGAAAACAAAGUUCUAUUUUAUUAAUUUUCUAUGUGUUGUGUUUGUAGUCUUGUCUUAGCUCUGGACGUGAAAUACUUCGGUAAUAAUAUUAAUAUUAUUAAUGAUGAUGAUGAUAAUAAUAAUAAAGAUGUAAAAACUC
This is a messenger RNA of Canis lupus familiaris (dog), 2913 nucleotides long. It is a transcript of the gene HOXB6, whose product is annotated as homeobox B6. Gene Ontology annotation, molecular function: RNA polymerase II cis-regulatory region sequence-specific DNA binding; DNA-binding transcription factor activity, RNA polymerase II-specific. Gene Ontology annotation, biological process: regulation of transcription by RNA polymerase II; anterior/posterior pattern specification. NCBI's taxonomy places the organism in Eukaryota, Metazoa, Chordata, Mammalia, Carnivora, Canidae. The transcript has 2 exons. Bases 1601 to 2275 code for a protein of 224 amino acids. Gene Ontology annotation, cellular component: nucleus. The record is from RefSeq and is a predicted model, not a curated record.